AGCGUGUUUCUCUCUCGCCGCAGCCAAUGCAGGUACCGGCCUAGCAGCCGUUCAGCGCGGGAACAACCUUGUGUGCUUGCACGGCGAUCUGUUGCUGGCCGGGACUGCACCGCGACACUAGCCCUCUCGAAGCCUUGGCACCUCCUUUUUCAUCCGUCGAUGGUCUGCGCCGCCUGCGGAGCCUCUGGCGGUGGCCACUGCGGAUCAACCCAGUAGCUCCGCGCCCAGGGCUGGCGGAGGAGGGCGGCUGCAUUCAGGUGGGAGGCGAAGGUGGAUCGUGUUAUUGCCUGCCUCCUAGCUCUUCCACAUGCCUUUUGCACCUGCCUGUGGUUAUUGUUCGGAGGGUUGUUUUCUUAAGCCCUUGCAGCUCGAUCCUGUGCUGUUUUCUCAGUAGUAAGUCCUACUGAGUUCGAAGGGACUUCUUCCCAGGUAAGUAAAUAGGGUUGCAGCCUAAUCCUAUGUGUGCUGCCAAGGAACUGUACCUUUACAAUUGCAGCUCACACGCUGCAAUCGUAUUUAUCCCUGGAAAUCAGGCGCUUUGAAUUCAGUGGGACUAUGUAAACCUGCCUAGGGUUAAGAUCUAAGCGGCUCUAACGUGAACAGAAUCCUGCAUUUCUUGAACGGGUUGGACACAGAGGGUUGUAAACAAGUGUGGGAUUAUUUAGGGUUUCUUUGCAAGUGGGCGAUUUCCACCUGAAACAUGAAGACUCAGGUGGCCUCUGGUAAAGUGACAGUCGGGAUGGUAGGAUGAGAGUCCUUGCUGAGGGUGGCAGGAAUGCGCUUUUAAUAUGUGAAUGAAUCGCAGGUCUGGAUAAUUUAGCACGCUCUUAAAAUAGGCAUUAACUCGGGAAAUGAAUUAUGAGGUCACAUAAUUCUGACGAUCACACUACAGCAGAAGCAUCGCAUAUUGUUAAAGUUUUAUGGCUUUCAGUAAUAACAACAAAACAGAUAGGGGAGGAAAUCGACGUGGGACGGAGCGUCGGCCAGGCCUCCUAGAUGCUGCAGCUGCUAAGGGACACGCUAAAGCCCCGUCCUUACAUUCCCGCUAAAUCGGCCCUGGGAGUGAACACACUCCCUUUGCCCACGCUGUGGAAGGAGGCCCCAGCCUUUUCAAUUCCUCUGCACCCACCAGCCGCUUUCUUUCCUGGAUCGCCGUGUAAAAGCGAUCCUUGCAUUCAGCACGGAAUAUACACCGCCUUCACUCCGGCUUUGCACAAGCAGCCUCUAAAAGAUCCACAAGCUCCGUGAAUAAUAAUAGUUGAUCGCGUGUCCGCUUUUCGCCGUCGCCCCUUUUCCGAACUGGUUCUCCCUUAAACGAAGAUCGAUCGGUUGCAGCAGGGGAGCAGGGAAUCCCUCUCUCGACCGCGUCAUUCUAACCAAGGAAACCCGCGCUCGCGUAGUGCAACGCAAAUGACCAUCUUUGGCAACAGCGACCUGCGACAAUGGAACAAACUAAACCUAGAAGGGGGGGGGAGUAGCUGAAGGUCUGGUCAAGUCGCUCUGACACUCUGGUCAGGCUGUGCCUCCGCUGCAAAUAGGGAAUGGGUGUGCGAACAGUUUCGGUGUCGUCUGCCUAGCGUUGGCUAUAUCGGAUUUAAUGGGCAGGGUGAUCUCGCCCUCCUCUUUCUCCUCCUCCGCCAAGUGGGAGGCUCCGUGUUACGAGGCGGGGCCAAAUUGCAAGGUUGACGUUUGCGAAUCCACAUGGUUUAGAACUUAAGAAGCAGAGGGAUGGCAUAAUAAGACUGGAUUUGAACUAAUGCCAUUGCACUGACUCAUCCAGGGCGAGUAAAGGAGCUCAGAGAACACGGAUAUUAGAUAGAGAGGUGCUGGAGAGACAGAGAGCAAGGAGAAGGAGGGGGCACGUGAGACAAGGGGGGCGAGAUCGUCUUCAUGGCAGGGAAGGGCGGCAGCAGCAAGCGGUGAAAGAUCAAUAAUUCAGAGGAGUAUUUUAAACAACAAAUAAAGAGCCUCAGAUCCCGGGCUGACUCAGCCAGUCCAGUUCGAGCAGGAAGCUGGCACUUUUAUGAAAGGCUUAAUUACACAGGAGGAAAGGUUCUCCUGACUUAAAAACUACAGGCUAUUGGCUUCGGAACCAGUUAGAAAGCGAUCGACAGGAAGUUGGAAGGAAGGAAAACAAGACAUAUCCAGUUUCCUAUAGAAAUAAAGUAUUUGGAAAGAGAACUCUUUUUUAUUAUUGCUGUAUCUGUUGCUGUGGCUGUUUUGACGUUCGUAUGAGACUCAAAUGAUUUGGCUGUAGAUUUUUUUCUAUAUAUAGAUAUAUAUGUUCUACGCGAAAGCUUUUGGAUUCUUUUUUUUAUUCCCACGGUCCUGUCACAAGGAAAAAAAGAAUAUCAGGAAAGGACUUGUUUUUCAUUGUUUAAAACAGAGAAAAGGGGGGAAUAGGACCCGCUGCCAAACGCGACCGUCUCCACCGAGUGCAUUCGAAAAAUCCUAAGGCAGCCAAUUAAAGAUCGGAAGCGAGCAAGACAGGAAGGGACAGAGAGGGAGCGUGCGCUGGGAGGCUGUGUCUGUGUUCUUUUUAAUUGAAUCUCUCCUGUUUGCACCACGGACAAUGUACCAAGACUUCCCAGGAAAUUUUGACACGUCCUCCCGGGGCAGCAGCGGUUCUCCAGGCCACCCGGAAACUUAUUCCAGCAUCACGAGUCAACAGAAAUUCCGAGUAGAUAUGCCAGGAUCGAGCAGCACUUUCAUUCCUACUCUGAACGCCAUCACCACCAGCCAAGACCUGCAGUGGAUGGUCCAGCCCACUGUGAUCACCUCCAUGCCAAGUGCCUACUCCCGCUCUCAUCCAUACAGCCAUGCGCUGCCAAAUCUGUCGUCGGUCGCUGGCCACACAGCCCUUCAGAGACCUGGUGUCAUUAAAACCAUCGGGACCACGGUGGGCAGGAGGAGGAGAGAUGAGCAGUUGUCACCUGAGGAAGAAGAGAAGCGAAGGAUUAGGAGAGAGAGGAACAAACUAGCAGCUGCCAAGUGCCGUAACCGACGUCGAGAGCUGACAGAGAAACUCCAGGCAGAAACAGAGGAGCUGGAAGAGGAGAAGUCCGUGCUGCAGAAGGAGAUUGCAGAUCUGGAGAAAGAGAAGGAGAAGCUGAAGUUCAUGCUGAUGGCUCAUAGCCCCAUGUGUAAGAUCAGCCCUGAGGAGCGUCGCACCCCACCUCCACACAGCCUCCAGACCAUCCGGACUGGAAUGAGUGGCCCCGUUCUGGUGAAGCAGGAGCCUGUGGAAGAAGAGAUUCCCUCCUCCUCUUCCGACCUUGAGAAAGGGCAGAGAUCUGUCAUCAAACCCAUCAGCAUUGUAGGGGGGUUUUACGGGGAAGAGCCGCUCAACACCCCCAUUGUGGUGACCUCGACACCCGCCAUCACCCCCGGAACAUCCAACUUGGUCUUCACCUACCCCAGCGUGCUAGACCAAGAGUCACCACUCUCCCCAUCGGAGUCAUGCUCCAAAGCUCACCGGCGGAGCAGCAGCAGUGGUGACCAGUCCUCCGAUUCCUUGAACUCACCAACUCUGCUGGCCCUGUAAUCCUUUGGCCACCAUCCCACCCAAUUACUCUGGGAAGAAACCCCACAUACCUUUUGCUCAGAGACCAGCACAAUGACAUUCAAGCACAAGGGCAGCAAAAGCAAGAAGAGGAACUGAUGUUGCUCCAGGUACUUCCUGAGACAGGAAGAACCAAAACAAAUGCAAGCCAUAGAGAAGUAGGGUGGGGGGAGCAGAAGUGGUGUGACAGGGACCUAUGUACUUAGAGGACAUGGUGGUGGGGAAACCCCUCACACUUGGUUGAGUGUGAACGGAUGUGAGCUUCAGUGAAUUGCUAGCCACCCCCCUGAUAUGCUGAUGAAUGGACUGGUCUGGCUGGGUUCCCUUCUGUGCUAAGUAGUACAUUCCAGUUAGUUGAUCUCAUUUUGGGCCUUAACCUUUUGAUUUUCAGCUGGAUACCAUGACAUUUCGAAAACUCUAAAGGCUUGUGGCAAUUGCCAUUAAACUGCUGCUGUUGUUGGGAUCUGCCUAUGGGAAACUCUUGCUGUGCUUGGGUGAUCUGGGGCUGUUGAUAACAGAGCCAAGAGAAAUCAAUCAUGAGCCCAAAUAGUUCUUUUAAAAAUUACACUCCCAGCACCUUUGUGGGAAGGCAACAAUAUGGAAUGUGGAAGCAAGCAAGCUGAAAGUGCUGGAUAUUCUGUUGCGGGGGAGGGGGGGCGGCAGUGGUAAGAAAGGAACAGUCGCCUUGGAGAUGGAGCACGGAGAUAGGUGCGUUAAUUUCUCGGUGUGUUGCAAAAGUCUCUGUUAGUGAGCCAGGAGUGGUGCCAAGGGAGCUGGGGAGAUGCCAGCGUGAGUUCCCACUAAGCCUUUGUCUCUGGCAUGGUUUCUUCUGUAAUUAGUGUUUGUCAAAAUCUGUUUCUGGACCCUACAUUUCCUUUCUCUUUGGCUGCCAGCCACCUUGGGUGUGAUGUAUCCUCCUCAGAAGUGUGCCUGACUCAGAUGCUAGUGCCGUUUCUUGAAGAAAGCGACCGGCUUCUGGAUCUGUGGACCACAGGCUGCAGCGCAAUGCCAUUCUUCUCUUGUGACUGAUCCAGGAAAAGGACUUGCUGAGGGUGAAAAGCACAGGAAGCUAGUGGGGAGCUCCCUUGGUGAAUUCCUCCUUCCUGUUUUCUGGAGGGCUGUAUUUAACUCAUCAGUUCAUGGCCAAAGGUGUGUAUGCGUGUGUGUGUGCUGUUUGAUGGCUUCAGACCUACUUUUCCCUAACCCUAACCCUUUACGGUCCUAGAGAUAACCAGGGAAAAACAGUUUCUAGAUCUGGUCUUGAUCUUCUCAUGCAUUCUGUCCCUGCAGUGGCUGCCGAGAUAUUUUUUAAAAUCAAGGCUCGCUCGCUCCCUACUGAAACAGGCAGCACACGUUACUUCCUGCAAGGCAUCACUUGGUGCCAAGGCAAAAUCUUGUUGAAGACCAUUGCAAUUAGGCAGUGUGCAGCUGCUUGGUUUUACAGAGAGGUGUACAGAUGGACCAAAGAGAGUUUUGCUGGUUCCCCAGCUAGUAGCUGAUGGGUUUGUUUCAAAACUGUUACCUGCAGGACAUCUCAUUUAGCCCACCCUAGCUAGGCUUCUGAUGGCAAGUAUACAUUUAUGUUUACCGUUUUCCGCCAUCGUUCUGUUUGAUUUCAUGUCUGGGUGUGUUGAGCCAGAUUGGCGGAGGGAUUCUGAUCUUCUUGUGGUGUUUGGGAAUCAUCUCUCUGAGCCGGAAGAACACCUUCAAGCCAUGUUAGCUGCAUUGGUGAGCAUCUCUGUCUCUCCUGAAGCGUUGCCUUAACAGCCAGGGAACUCAACCUCAAGGCUUCGUCAAGUGUUUCCAAUUAUUGCAGUGAUUCCAAUUCAUGCAGUGACCAAACUCCCUUUGACUCGGUUUUUGUUUUUUAAUGCAUCUGGAUUACAGCCAUAGUUUUGGGUCAACUUCAGGUCAGCUGCUUAUAUGUUCAGGUGUGAAAAGGUAUAAUUCUAGGCUAUUUGUGUGAUCAAUGCUUCUUACUAAUAACAAAAAGUAGGUAAGACUCGCUUGUUUCGCAUUGAGAAAAAGCUAAAUUCUGUGACUUGUAUAAAUUGUGCAACUUUUGAGUCCAGUUGCUAAAUUUGCAUUAUUUAUUUUUGCCUAUGCUGGCCAUAGGGAGGAGAAAGGAGCGAUGGAGAGUUCUGAAAGCUCUGGCCACUGGCAGUUGUGCUUAGUGCACCUCUGGCUUGUCAAAUCUCACCAGGCAUUUCCUAUACAUUUUCAAACUUCUUUGCACAGCAGUAAAUGCAAAAAAAGAAAAGAAGAAGGGAGGGACAGAAAGUGUAUAAACUAAGAUUUUGCUGCGGAUUGUCCCUGAUAUCAAACUCUGCACUACAACAGUGCAACCACUUAAACCCAGAAUAAACAGUUCUGUCUGUCAGUCCUGCUUUUUAGUUUUUGUUUUCAAAUGCAAACUGUUCCCAGUAAAACAUUUUCUUCAAGAUAUCCUUGGGCCUCCCUCCCUCCCUCUUUCCUUCUUCCCAUUUAGAGUGUUUUCCAUUGCUAAAGAUUCAGCUUUGAGCAUCUCUCCAUGUAUUAACUCUGUAUGAUCACGAUAGGAUAAUCAGAAAAGCACAGAAUACCUCUGAAGACAUCAAUCUGCCCUUGGUGGGCCAAAGAAAUUUAAGAAUCCACAUGUCCUCAGCUCAUAUAACUUCACACUGGGCCAAUUUGGUCCAAGCUUUAUGCUGUUCUCCAGCCUUCCUGAAAAACUCAACACUGAAGGUAACUGAGACACCUACUAUUCCAGAUCUGUAAAUUAAAGAACUAGUAGCAGAAUAGGAGCUUGCUCUUUGAAAUCCCUAAUGCUGUCCAAGCAAGCCUGUGGCAGUGUUUAAUGUGGUUAUUUGUAUGAUAGUCUUUCCCAACCUUGUGUUCUCCAUGGCUUGCCAGAAGUUGCACAUCAGCACCUCUGGUGGGGAAGCAGCUUGGGGAAGGCUGAUCUGUGGCUACCAUUUGCUAGCUGCUGUGAUGUUGCCAUCAUUUUAUAGAUAGCUUGGGUUGGUCACAGGCCUGCUCCAGAAACCCUGGAGGAAGUGCAUGGAAGAGCAACUGCUUGGUUUUAGUGGGAUUCCUCAUGACAGCAGAAGCAGAAGAGAGAGAAGCAGGAGUUAGAACCUGCUUGUAUUAAAGCAAGUAGGGUAGGUGGUGGGCCAUGUCUGUGGAACAUCUCCCUUUGAAACAAGAUUUGAUUUGUAGGUUGCUUGGAAAAAAAAGCUGGGAUUGAAACUGGAAGUGGUUGGACAUCCAGUCUUUUGUAAAGGCUUGCAGUUGCAACCUUCAGCAGGUAGCUCUGGCAGAAGUGUGUCUUGAUUUAUACCAGUUUCUAUACAUAUUCCACUUAAAAGGGGUUUCCUCCCUGGGUCUAGGCACAGUGGUCUGCCUGUGCUUUUGUUGCUGUGCCCUCCUUUUUCUUACUGCUUCAAAUGGGUCGAAAUCUACCAAAUUCCUCCAGAAGGCAACUUAUUGGAGUGCCUUAAUGGCAGGUGUUCUUGUCCAUUUGAGUCUUAUAGCUGGCUCGAUGCUUGUACGGAUUCUGUGCAAUGCCAUGUUCUGCCAGGUGAAUCUGCCUUUAGUGUUAGCAGACCUCAGUUAUGACUUGUGGUGAUAGCUUGACAUCUCCGCUCCAGUUUGCCAUAGCAAGACAUUAUGCAGCCCAUAUCCCAGUGAAAGCAUUCAUGUGGGAAGGAAUCCAAAAAACUUUGUAGAUGAGGCAAAGCCCAAGCUCAUAAAUCUGCAGGACUUAUACCAAGCCUGAAAAGAGUAGAUCUCUGAUCCAGCAGCGAUUUACUCACAUACUUUAAAGUUAAACCCACAUGAACAUGUCCUGGUGAAAAGAUGUGCUUUUCUUCAUUAGCUUGCAAUAUUUUGAAGAAAAUGUAGCUAUGUUUUUUGAAGGGGACAAUCAGUUUGUGUCUUAACACUAACUCUCUCUAAAUCUUUGCUUCUCAUUAUCCAUUCUGGCUUCUAAUGUUUGCGCGACUGUUUCCAUUUACUUUUGAGCACAAUUCAACCAUUCCUUUGCAGCCUCUGUUCAUUUCAAAAUGUUUUGCCCCAGACCUGAUGACACAAAUAGAGAACGGUGCAGUUACAGUGUUUUAACAGAUUUUGCGCUUCAAGUCUGCAAUGUGCUUGUGAUAGAACAAAACCAAGGGUCAACAUGUGGGUUUCAAUAGGUUUUCCCCCAUUUUGAAACAUUUUCAUAUUUAAUUGAUUUACUGUGUUCAUUUGAACUUAGCAAUGUGCUGCUUUUAUAUUCUACCUGGCCCUAAUCCUAAAAACACUGAUUGGUUUCUUAUUUAUUGGCAGGCAAACGUUUUUUGUGUCUGCUCCAGCAAAUCUGCCCACCGUUAAUUUAACAUCCCUCCAACUUGUGUUCCUGCUCCUUAAUGCCAAAAUGAAAUUCUGCAAUAGUAAAAAAAAGACAAAAAUAUUUCCCAAAGUAUUUUCGUUCAUUUGAAUGGGUCAAAUAUUGUAGGAGAAGGUGCAAAUGAUUCAGAAUGUUUACAUGUUUGUCUCAGAUCUGGAUUUGAAAUAGACCUUACUUUUUAAGGCUGAUUUUUCUUUUAUAAAAUAAUUACCAAUACAUUUGCGUGUCUGGCUUUCCUUCAUGUAAUUUUCCUACGAUUUAGCUCUGCUCUGCAUUUUGUUCUGCCUGUCUUCCAAAUUGGUGAGGAGAAUGUCUAUUAUUUAUUUCAGGAAUGGUGCCGGUGAAAUUUAUUUGCCCCAAUUUUUUGUUCCUUUCGUUCAUGUCAAUUAUUUUUUAUUUAAAUAAGCCAUAGGUAUCUAUCAGUGUACAUCAAAACACUGGAAGUAUUUUCAGGGGAAGGACUGUAGCUCAGUGGUAGGGACUCCUCUUCAUGGGCAAAAGGCCCAAGGCCAAGUCCUGGUUCCUCCAGAUUGGGCAAGGAAAGACCUACUGAAACUCUGGAGGCUGUGGUUGGUCAUGGUAAGCAUUGGCCAUGCCAGCUAAAGAUAAUGAGGCUUGUAGCCUUAUCACAUCUGGAGAGAACAUCAGAUUGGAAAUAUCUGGUGUGAAGGAUACUGAGCUAGAUUGACUAGUGGUCUGACUUGCCGUAAGGCCUGUUAUUAUUUUUUCUUUCAACAUACAGAGAUGCACAUGAUUAUAUCACUAUUUCAUUAGAUGACAGUUUGCAUGUUGCUGCAAAUUCUAAUGAAUGGCCCCAAUUUGUGUGAAAGUGCAUUUUGUAGGCAGAAGGGUCAAAACCCACUCAGGUUUUGACUGGUAAGGCAAGUUAAUUUCUACCACAAUUGCUGAACUGAAGCCCUUUCAUUCUAUCCAGGAAAUGUCAAUUUUACUAAUAUGCGAACCCUCCCAUAAAGUACAAGGGAUGUUCAUGAAAUUAUGUGCGCUUGCAUGUUGGAAAAAAAGAAGCCCACACAGCUAUCUGAUACUUUAAUGCCCACCAUUGCUUGUGCACAUGGUUUGCUCAAGAAUAGCAAACGGGGUGUGUGCUCAGGAGUCUUUACAAGUUCUGGAAAUUUGUAAAGUCUGAGGAAUGAAAAAAAAGCAAAUGCAUUGCUGCCACCGUGCAAGCAGGACCAGAGAAACUGAACCACUAGACCUAGGGGGAAAUUCACAGGGAAAGAAAGUCAGAAACAGUCUUACCUGUGUUGGGGGUGGGAGAGGGGACUCUGUAUAAAAUGUAUAAAGAGAGAACUUGUUUCUAAAGAUGCAUUAUCAACCCUCUGCAAAUAGUGGAUGGUGCCAGAAAAUCUCUCUCAUUCUCUCUCUCUCAAUGAUAAAUUAUAACUUUUUCCUGUUUUAGGAAAUGAUUCUCCUUCCCUUUCUGUAUACAAUUAAAAGUUUGCUCCACUUUCUUCUUUGUGGCUGUUUGAUGUGGGGGGAAAAAUCAAAUUUUGUGUAGAAAAUAGGCAUUGGUCAGAUUUGUCUUUGCUCAGUGAGCAGAUAAAGUGUUGUGUGUGUGUAUAGAGGUUUUGUUGUGUAGUCCCAAGUAACCUUGGUAAGAGAUAGUGCAUCUUUAUUAGCACGAUAGUUUAAUAAGGUAAAAUGGAAGACUGCUUUAAGAUUCCUGAAGAUAUAAAGGCCUGACUUUCAUUCUGAUUGCGUGACUAUCACCUUAAAUGCAGUUACUUUAGAUAUACAUAAGCCAAUGCUAACACCAGUAGAGGAAUAAUCUCUGUGAUCAGAUUUGUGCCACAACAUUUGUGCAUAUCCAGAGAGAUCAUUGUAUUUUUCUUUCACAGGUCCUUUUUCUCUCCUUUUCUUAACUUGGGAUGAAAUUAUUCCUUGAAAUGAUUUAAAGUUAUUUUAAAUGACUGAAUUGGAACCCUUCUUUGAUCUUUUGUGUAGAUCUUCCUAUGUCGGAGAAGUUUGGCUUGGUUGCCAUCUUCUUGUUGCUUUCCUUGUGAUACAGGCCUUUGAUAUUUGCACUAAACGAUGAUGAAAACAAUUCUAUGGAAGCUGGUUAGGGAAUGCUUGCUGCUAUGAAAGAAAGAACAUAGUAAAAUAAUGGCCAUGCUUUUAAAGUUUUAAUGGAGUACUACCAUUUUGUAAAAUAAAAUCGAUCUAAGAUUGAAAAGAAUGAAGGUUUUAUAUAUAUAUUAUAUAUAUGUAUAAAAUUGUAAUUGUUAUUUUUUACUUUUUCUCACCUUUCAUUUCCUCAUCGCAUCUGGUACCAUUCCAUGCUCUAUGAUGAUUGAAUGUGUUCACUACCCUAAUCCCAUCCCUAAGUUCAAACACUUGUAAAUUGCGCUUUUAUGGCACUGCGGACACCUUUUUUGUUUUGUUUUUGUAUAGUGAGAGCUACCUGGAGUUAUUCUCUCUCUUCAGUUGAAGUUAUUAAAAGAUUCUCUUUGUUAUGACAAAUCAAAA
This is a messenger RNA of Varanus komodoensis (Komodo dragon), 10418 nucleotides long. RefSeq names its product FOS like 2, AP-1 transcription factor subunit (gene FOSL2). The transcript has 4 exons. NCBI's taxonomy places the organism in Eukaryota, Metazoa, Chordata, Lepidosauria, Squamata, Varanidae. Gene Ontology annotation, biological process: regulation of transcription by RNA polymerase II. The record is from RefSeq and is a predicted model, not a curated record. Bases 2573 to 3544 code for a protein of 323 amino acids. Gene Ontology annotation, cellular component: nucleus. Gene Ontology annotation, molecular function: RNA polymerase II cis-regulatory region sequence-specific DNA binding; DNA-binding transcription factor activity, RNA polymerase II-specific.